Messenger RNA from Rattus rattus (black rat), 3524 nucleotides. RefSeq names its product NSF attachment protein gamma (gene Napg). Gene Ontology annotation, cellular component: SNARE complex; vacuolar membrane. Gene Ontology annotation, molecular function: syntaxin binding; soluble NSF attachment protein activity. The record is from RefSeq and is a predicted model, not a curated record. Bases 104 to 1042 code for a protein of 312 amino acids. Lineage: Eukaryota; Metazoa; Chordata; Mammalia; Rodentia; Muridae. The transcript has 12 exons. Gene Ontology annotation, biological process: intracellular protein transport.
GCCCCUUUCCCGGCUUCCUCCGCGGCGUUCCCACGCCGACGCUCUAGGUGUUUUGCUGAGCUCUAGGCUGUUUCACUCUUCGCGUCAGCAAGCGGCCGAGGCAAUGGCAGCCCAGAAGAUAAACGAGGGGCUGGAGCAUCUAGCCAAGGCAGAGAAGUACCUGAAAACUGGCUUUUUGAAAUGGAAGCCAGAUUAUGACAGCGCUGCCUCUGAGUAUGGAAAAGCAGCUGUUGCUUUUAAAAAUGCCAAACAAUUUGAGCAAGCAAAAGACGCCUGCCUACGGGAAGCUGUCGCCCAUGAAAGUAACAGGGCUCUUUUUCAUGCUGCCAAAGCUUAUGAGCAAGCUGGCAUGAUGUUGAAGGAGAUGCAGAAACUGCCUGAGGCCGUGCAGCUGAUCGAGAAAGCCAGCAUGAUGUACCUGGAGAAUGGCACGCCGGACACAGCAGCUAUGGCCUUGGAGCGAGCAGGAAAGCUCAUAGAAAACGUAGAUCCAGAGAAGGCCGUACAGUUGUAUCAGCAGACUGCGAAUGUGUUUGAAAAUGAGGAGCGCCUCCGGCAGGCAGUUGAACUCCUAGGAAAGGCCUCCAGACUGCUCGUACGAGGACGCAGGUUUGAUGAAGCCGCAUUGUCUAUUCAGAAAGAAAAAAAUAUUUAUAAGGAAAUUGAGAACUAUCCAACUUGUUAUAAGAAAACAAUUGCUCAGGUCUUAGUUCAUCUACACAGAAAUGACUAUGUAGCUGCAGAGAGGUGUGUCCGGGAGAGCUACAGCAUACCAGGGUUUAACGGCAGUGAAGACUGUGCUGCACUGGAACAGCUCCUGGAGGGCUAUGACCAGCAAGACCAAGAUCAAGUGUCCGAGGUCUGCAACUCGCCCCUGUUCAAAUACAUGGACAAUGACUAUGCUAAGCUGGGCCUAAGCUUGGUGGUCCCAGGAGGAGGAAUCAAGAAGAAAUCCCCAGCGACACCCCAGGCCAAGCCUGAGGGUGCUGCGGGUGCUGCUGCCGAAGAGGAGGAAGACGAGUACUCGGGAGGCCUGUGCUAGUGCCCUGCCUUCAGGGAUGAGAAGACGGGGAUGCUGACGAGCCUUUCUCGUGGAACUAGGACUCAUCUUGUGGGCGUCUCUGCUUCACCGAAGUUCUGAUGUUGAACGUUAAUUAUCUGAAGUUUUAGUUUUCCAUUUCCCACACCAGCCAUUGUAUCUACUCCCUGUGAGGCAUUCUUUCCUUUCUGUUGUAAGCAGAAAAUAAACUGUCAUAUUUUAACAAUUGAUUUAAAAUGUAUAGGCCAAGUUCCAGAUAAAUUAUAUCAUCAGCAAAGCAGGAAAUAGGUAUGCUCAGUCUUUUCUCUUGGGUUCUUGUAAUUUAUUGUUAAAUAAUUUUCUUUGCAUUUUAUUUAAUGUCAUUUCUAAACAUGCUGGGGUUUUGAUGAAAAUAAUAAUUUUAAAACUGAUCUGGUUCUUUCCACCAUCUUCCCAUGUUGUCACUUAGCGCCCACGCAUGUCCCCGCUAAGAGCAUCAACAAUGCCAAAAAGAAAGGCAGACAGCGGUUCUCAGCAGGUUCUCCUCCACAACCAUCGUCUAGUCUGACUAGAUGUCUGACUGUGGACAUGGUUCCUGGUUCCACCUUACACUGCUGAUGUGGCAGUUGAUCACAGAGCGGGAACAUGGGAGCAUGGUUGUCACCCUCAUAGGCUGGUUACAUGACUGUGGAGUAUCAGGCCCAGAUCGAAUGUGCUACUCAAUGACCUAGGCAUGGCACCGUCAGCUCUUCCACCCUGUGCUUUCACAGGUAUUGUUCCCCUAACUUUCCGGCAUCAUGGACCAUGAAGAAGCAGAACAAAACCAGAGGAGGGGAAACCCCCGGACUUUUUCUAGGGAUAUAAAACCUAAGCGUUAACACAUACUUCAGUGGAGGGAGGCCUUGUCUCAAGUCGAAAAGGAAAUGUAUUCCUCAUCAUAUUAGAUAUAUUCAAAUUACUGAGUCUUUUCAGAAGCAAGCUUGGGACAAAAGCUUUAUAAUAUUUAGCUCAGUAGCCCUUACAUGUGAUUAUAAAAAUGGAAGGUAACAUUGAUGUUGUUGUAAAUGUCUUCAGCCCUCCCUGAAGUAUUGCUCUUUCUUUUUUCUUAACAAGUAUGACUGUGUUCAAGCCUACUUGGCUCUUGACCAAAAUUGGACUAGGUAAGACCAUUGAUAUUUAUCAAGAAUGACAGGUAAUGUUCCUGCCAAUCUAGUAUGCAUGCAUUUCUUACCUCCAAAAUAACUUUGGUUUGGAGUUAAUAAUUUAACAUGAGUUGUGCUAUGUACUACAAAAAUAAAAAGUUAGCCAAGAGGAAAAAAAAAAUGGUUUUGAAAGACAUACAUUUAGGACUGGGUUACCAAUCUUUCAUACCUCAUAAACUUCCCAUGGUUACUUCUGAAAAGUUAGUUUUGAAGCAUUCCUCCUUUCCCCCUGUAUGGCUACAACCCAUUCAUGAUUUGUGAACGGGAGAGGUUGCAAGCAGCAGCGGUGUGUGCUACGAAGUGGUGUUGACCGGAAUAGGACUGUCACCACGCCCCACCACUGUAUACCAUAACCUAUUUGAAUAAAGUAUGUUUCGUCUUGCUAGAUCUCCAAAACCCAGGAAAAGCUCUGUUACGGACCGGUCCCAGUGUUGUGGGAGGGCUCCUGCAGAUUAGCAUCCUCUGCUGGGUGUGCUUGGCUGGGCGGAUGUCACCAUGCAGUCCCUGUGCAGAUGGCAGGUCCGAUACAACGCCAUAUACAAGUUUAUGCUUUCCCCUAAGUUACCUGCAUAGUUCUUUGGGUCACCAGCUCACUCUCCUUAAUUGCAUUGAGAUUAUAAAUAAAGCUGUCUUCUGAAUUUUUACUUAAGAAAGAAAUUGGUAUUUCCAAGAUCAAUUACCUUUAGAUCCAACCAGAAACAUUGAUGCUUAUUUGAGUAAGUUAGCAGACUUUUAGAUUGUAUUUGGCGGUACUCAAAGAAAUUACUUUAGACUGUUUUAUGUGUUAAAAGCAAUUAUCAGUGCAUCGUGGAGCAGCAGUGAGCUUAGUUUUAAACAGCAGAGGUUUUUAGGCAUUGCCAAUCUCCCGCCACCCGCAUUAGGAACCAGCAUGCAGGAUUUAGAGCUCUUUUUUCUGUCAGGGUUAUUCUGCGUGGUGUCUCAGAAGGAGCGUUUGUCCCUCAUGUAUACAUUUUAUUUUUCUAUUUGUGUUAAAUCUUCGUAGUGGAAACCGUAGUCUUUACAGCAAGCAGAGCUCCAGCCCCCUCCCUGUGGAAGUGAAGGUCUGCAUGAGUAUCCUCAGAAUCACCUAGUGUCAGUGCUGUUCUACAGUGAGUGAAGUCAGCCACAGAGCACAUUUAAUAUAUUGAACCUGUAAAUAUGCAGAGUAUAGUAUUUGUGUAUGGAAUCUGUGCAUUAUCAUAUUUUUUCAGCCAUUUGGUGAAUAUAGUAAUAUGUUAUUAAUGGAAAUUAGAUGAUUGCUUCUGAAGGAAGAUAAUUGCGAAAAUAAAACCCAAGACUAUGAA